AGCCCCCACAGUUUAAUGUUCGCUUAAGGACUUCAGCAUCUACAAGUGCAGCGUGUAACAGUGUGUUGAAGUGUUCCUUAACACUUAACUUGCAUAAUUUGAGUAGAGAUGGACCUGAACAAGUGGAGCAGUGAAAGUGAGGUGAGAAUUGGUCACUCUCUGAAUGAAGCUGAGAGACAACAUUUGGCCAGAAGGAGAGAGACUGUUCUACAGUGCCUAAAGCAGCAUGGCAUAACCUGCAGUGAGGAUAAGAUGCCUAACAUCGCAGUGCUGGGCUCUGGUGGAGGUUUGAGAGCUAUGCUUGGACUGCUGGGAUCACUGAAUCAGCUGAAAGAAGAUGGACUGCUGGACUGCAUCAUGUACCUGUGUGGAGUUUCAGGAUCUACCUGGUGCAUGGCAUCAUUAUAUAAAGAGUUAGACUGGUCCACCAAACUGGAGACUGUGAAAGAAAACAUUGUCCAAAGGCUUGCUGAAGGCAGUGUCAGUUGGUGGAAGAUGGGUCAAAAACUGACAAAAUACUAUUCAGAAAAAGACAACUUCAGCCUGACAGAUGUGUGGUCAGCGCUGAUUGUGUCUCACAUGGUGAAAGAGAUUGAUGAACACAAAAUCACAGAGCAGAGGGGCAACUACACCAAUGACCCGUAUCCCAUUUACACUGUGAUUGACAAGCAGUGUAAACAUGACCAACUGAAUGCAGAUCCUUGGUUUGAGAUCACUCCAGAUGAGUCAGGUUAUUCUCUCUCUGGAGCCUUUGUGGAUUCCUCCUGUUGGGGAAGUGAGUUUAAGAAAGGAAAGAAAAUGAAAGAUCAGCCUGAGACUGACAUGCUGUACCUACAAGGUCUGUGUGGCAGUGCCAUCGCAGAUAUGGAAGAGAACCUUAAGUACCUCUAUGAGGCACUAAAACACCUGAUUACAGACAAAAUAGGAAGCACAGAAAAGACUCGUACACCACUAACACCAGAUGUGAAGAACGGUUGCCAAGUGCUCUUAACACUUGUGGAACUGAACCUUUGUGUGUUAAAAAAGGAGGAUCCUGCAGUUUACCUCCAAACCUUGCAGGACCUACUGAAAGGUCAGAGGACUUUACGGCUAGGGAAGCUGAAGACAUCAGAAGGGACGAUCUCGAAGACAGACUUGAAGGAUUUAAACCUGCAUGUAUGCAAUUCUGUCAGUGUCAUAUUUUCGAUGCAGAGACUUGGGGAUCGAAUUUUGAAUGCUAUCGUGAAAGCCAUAGAGAAAAUGACACACUGGAUCUGGGGUACGACUUAUGACUACCUCUACAAAAUGAAAGUGGAAGGUGUCCAUCCCAGUGUCCUUCACUCAGAGAAGAGAGAAUAUGAAGAUGCUGGACUGUUACUCAACUCACCCUAUUUCUCAGUGCUGAGAAAAGAACGCGACAUCGACCUCAUCAUUUCCCUUGACUACAGUUCAGGAAAUCCCUUUGAGACGGUGCUUCGUGCUGCUGAAAUGUGCAAAGCCCUUCACAUUCCUUUCCCUGAAGUUUCUCUACCUGCUGAAGAUACAGAAACACAGGACUUUUAUGUGUUUAGAGGAUACAGCAAAGCUCCAACUGUGAUCCACAUGCCUCUUUUCAAUGCUGUUAACUGCAAAGGAGAAAUUGAGAAGUGGGAGAAAAUAUAUCAGACAUUUAACAUGAGCUACGAUCAUAAAAGGAUCACAGAUCUUCUGGAGAAAGCAGGAUUGAACAUCAAAAACAACAAAGACAAACUGCUCAAGGAGAUUCAAAAUGUCAUAGACGGGAAGAACACUUCCAAGCUUGGAUAAAUCUAAUCAGUAAAGAAAAAUCACACAUCAAAAACAUCUAAAUCCUUCAAAAAUGAUCCAAAUAUCAGUCUUUAUUUAGUCAGUAAGCUCUUUUCAUGUAUUCAUGUAAAGAAUAUCAGCUUUGGGUGCUUUUGUCUAUUGUUUUGACUGUCUCACUGGGAUUGAAAUCUGAAAAAUCAAAAGUGUGGAAUGUGUCUUUCUUGUUUGCCUUUGAGAUGUUUAAAAAUUGGAAUUUAUAAACAAACAAAAAUGACUAAAAAUAACUCAAAAUAAUUUUAUAUUGAGCAAAAAGAGUUUGUUUUUCUUUCUCAAGUUUCUUUUUUUUUCUCAAUAUCUGAGUGUUCUUUGUCUUUACAUAAGGUGAGUACACCAUAUGUCUGGGGUUGUGUUUGAAUUGACUUUUCACAUUUACUUUAUGCCUGGCUUAUAUCUGCUUCACAAUUGUUCUUGACAGGUACUGUACAACAUUUAAAAUCUAUUAUUAAAAAUCUGUUAGAAAGCAACAGUAAAGUCUUUACUAAAUGCAUAAUGUUCAUUAGAAAGUAAUGUGAAUUCAUAUGGAGUCUUGUUAAAAGAUAAUCCAUUACCUUCCAUCCACAUCAAUUUACUAAAAAUAUGAUCCACUUUACAAUAAGUAACACAAAAUGAUCUUCUAAUAAGCAUCAGUUAAGCAGUGUUAACAUGGUACUAAAUGGUGAUGAAACCAGCUUAUUGAGUUCACAUUGUUCAUUGUUCUAUUCAGACUGUUUGAAUUAUUGUAAUGCAUUGUUACUGUUGUCUUUUCCAAUAAACUCGUCCAGUCCUUGUACCUGA
Messenger RNA from Colossoma macropomum (tambaqui), 2598 nucleotides. Its product is annotated as cytosolic phospholipase A2 zeta-like. NCBI's taxonomy places the organism in Eukaryota, Metazoa, Chordata, Actinopteri, Characiformes, Serrasalmidae. Bases 109 to 1785 code for a protein of 558 amino acids. The transcript has 15 exons. The record is from RefSeq and is a predicted model, not a curated record. Gene Ontology annotation, biological process: glycerophospholipid catabolic process. Gene Ontology annotation, molecular function: calcium ion binding; calcium-dependent phospholipid binding. Gene Ontology annotation, cellular component: cytosol; nuclear envelope; nucleoplasm.